Paramisgurnus dabryanus is the source of this 1071-nucleotide messenger RNA. RefSeq lists its product as uncharacterized. The record is from RefSeq and is a predicted model, not a curated record. NCBI's taxonomy places the organism in Eukaryota, Metazoa, Chordata, Actinopteri, Cypriniformes, Cobitidae.
ACUCACUCAACAUUAUAUUCAUUUAUGAGUUAUCAGAUAUCUGUUUUCUCUUCAGUUAUUAUUUAGAUCUGUCCUGAUCCAGAAGAUGAACGGUGUGAUUUUCUUCUGUUUGUGUUUGUGGAGUCUGUCUGGUGUGUUUAGUAGUGAGUUUGUGUCAGUGACUGAAGGAGAUCCAGUGACUUUAUCUGUCAGUCUCACUGAAACACAGAGAAAAGAUGGAAUCACCUGGAAGUUUGGACAUCAAGAAACUUCUAUAGCUAAAAUGAAAGACUAUAAAACUAUUGUAUAUGAUGAAAGACCUGAUGGAAGAUUUAAAAACAGACUCUAUCUAAACAAUCAGACUGGAUCUCUCACCAUCACAGACAUCAGAACCCCACACACUGGACUUUAUAUUAUAACCACUCCCAGCCAAGAGAAACCACUCAAGAUAUUUAACAUCAUUGUCUAUGUUCCUCUACCCAUUCCUGUGAUCACCAGAGACUCAACACAAUGUUCUUCAUCAUCAUCAUCAUCAUCAUCAUCAAUCUGUUCAUUAUUGUGUUCAGUGUUGAAUGUGAGAGAUCUGAGUCUGUCCUGGUAUAAAGGAAACAGUUUAUUGUCCAUCAUCAGUGUGUCUGAUCUCAACAUCAGACUCUCUCUACCUCUGGAGGUUGAAUAUCAGGAUACAAACACAUACAGAUGUGUACUCAACAAUCCCAUCACAAACCAAACUCAACAUCUCAACAUCAAGAAUCUCUGUCAGACGUGUUCAGAUACAACAGCUGUCACAGGAGUCACAGGAGUCGAGGUCACAGGGGUCACAGAAGAGAUCUGCUGCUGUUGUUUUGGUUUUAUUGAAGUUGUGAUCCAAUUGGUGGUCUCUGUUCUGGUGGGCGUGGCUGCUGUUGGUUUUGUGGUUUAUGACAUCAGAUCCAGAAGAGAUGAAGAGAAGAGGAUGAGAUCAGAUAAACCCCACUAAACCUCUCCAGUUCAUUUAUUAUAGUUAUCACACAUUAUUCAUUAUAUCUCUAAACAAUCUUUAUUAUUUCUUUAAAAUACUUCAUUUGUUCAGCUCGACUGUUUUCUUAUUAA